Sordaria macrospora k-hell is the source of this 1311-nucleotide messenger RNA. RefSeq lists its product as uncharacterized. The record is from RefSeq and is a predicted model, not a curated record. Gene Ontology annotation, biological process: protein dephosphorylation. Lineage: Eukaryota; Fungi; Ascomycota; Sordariomycetes; Sordariales; Sordariaceae. Gene Ontology annotation, molecular function: protein serine/threonine phosphatase activity.
AUGACACAACCCGCGCCAGUCCCCUCUCCCACGAUCGCUCAGGAAUCCUCUACGGCGCCAACCGAAACACUUCCUGGCCUUGAAGAAGCUGGCCAUGACGAGCAGUCACCUGUUGGACUACAUGAGGACGGCAUCGCCGAGGAAGAGCUCCCCAAGCUUCCGUUCCGCUUCGACACCGGCAUUGGUCUAUACGCCAAGCGACCACCACGUCCUUUCCCACCACCAUUUCUCUCGCCACCCUCUGGUUCUUUCAGCGACCCUCUCAGUACGCACGAUCGCAGUCGAGACCGCCGCGCAGCCUAUGUCAAUGGGAAGUUGAUACGAGGUUAUACCAAUGGCGACGAUGCUGUAUUUGCUAGCAAAUACUUCGUUUGCGCAAACGACGGCGUGGGCGCAUGGAGUACACGACCCCGAGGGCAUGCUGGCCUCUGGUCCCGACUGAUAUUACACUUUUGGGCCAGCGCCGUUUUCGAGGACGCCGUACGGCAAGGAGACGCCUACCGCCCCGACCCGAUCGCAUCUUUGCAAAAAGCGUACGAACAAACAAUGGAAGCGACGGCAUCACCGAACGACUGGCAAGGCACGACGACGGUCGCGGGCGCACAGCUACAUUACCGUCGCAAGCUGGGAGAACCCGGUCAGGACGCUGCUGAGUCUGACAAGGGUCCCGCAAGUGGAGGUGUCACGAAGCUGACAGAUGGGGAUCGGUCGUCUUAUCAGAGCGCCGAUAGCACUGGCGACGCUAAAGAGCAGGGGGAGACUAAGAAAACGGACAACAGCGGAAGAAGCGAUGUGGAGCCGUUGCUUUACGUCACCAACCUUGGCGAUUCGCAGGUGAUGGUUGUGCGGCCGUCAACACGGGAAAUCGUCUACAAGUCGACCGAGCAGUGGCAUUGGUUCGAUUGCCCGCGUCAACUGGGCACCAACAGUCCAGAUACCCCCCGUACGAUUGCGGUGGUGGACGAGGUGCCAAUACAGGAAGGAGAUGUUGUACUCGCCAUGUCGGAUGGCGUUAUCGACAACCUUUGGUCCCAUGAAAUCUCGGAGAAGGUAUGCGAGUGCAUAGACAAAUGGAGGGCGGGUGAAGUGAAGGUGACCAAGAGCGCUCUACGGGGGACCGUGCUAGACACCGAUGCUGGCAUGAUGGGCUUCGUGGCGGAGGAAUUGAUGGAAGCGGCAAAGGCCAUUGCUCUGGAUCCGUACGCGGAGAGUCCAUUUAUGGAACAUGCUAUUGAAGAAGGUCUUGCCAGUGAAGGUGGCAAGCCAGACGAUAUCAGCGUCGUUGCAGCUAUUUGCAAAAGGAACGAUUGA